Molecule: messenger RNA, 2304 nt
Organism: Centrocercus urophasianus (Greater sage-grouse)
Lineage: Eukaryota; Metazoa; Chordata; Aves; Galliformes; Phasianidae
Product: thiamine transporter 2-like
Exons: 6
Coding region: 50-1531 (493 amino acids)
Biological process (GO): transmembrane transport; vitamin transport
Cellular component (GO): plasma membrane
Molecular function (GO): thiamine transmembrane transporter activity
Source: RefSeq, a predicted model, not a curated record
CAGAGAAACAGCAGAGUGUCAGCUAAGAAAUCUCCUCCCCAGCUUUGCCAUGGGCUGCUGUAAGAAUAAGAAAAGCAACACCUGGACUUUUCCCACCCUGAUCCUCUGCCUCUAUGGAUUCUUCUACAUGAUGAAGCCAUCAGAACCUUUUCUAGCCCCUUACCUAACUGGACCAGAUAAAAACUUGACAAUAGAUGAGGUUACCAACCAGGUUUUCCCAGUUUGGACAUACUCCUACCUCGCGCUCCUUGUCCCCGUCUUCCUGAUUACUGACUACGUGCGCUACAAGCCCAUCCUCCUCCUCCAGGGCAUCAGCUUCAUUGUCACGUGGCUCCUGCUCCUCUUUGCACAGGGGCUGGUGGCCAUGCAGGUGAUGGAAUUCUCCUACGGGAUGGUGACAGCCACCGAGGUUGCCUACUACGCCUACAUCUACAGCGUCGUCAGCGCUGAUCGCUAUCAGAGAGUGACGAGCUAUUGCAGGAGUAUCACUCUCGUUGCAGCCACCCUUGCUGCUGUGCUGGGACAGCUCCUGGUUUCCUUAGCAGACGUAUCCUACUUCCACCUCAAUGCCAUUACUCUGGCCUCUGCGUCCUUGGCCUUUGUGUGCUCCUUUCUCCUCCCAAUGCCUCAAAAGAGCAUGUUCUUCCAUAGGAAAGGCCCCUCAGAAACCCUCCCACAACCAGACAAAGCUGUGGCUGGGCUCAGUUCCAACACGUCAUUGAGCUGCCAAGCGGACAAGGACUGCGCAGCUGCUGACACGGGAGCGACUCCAGCGCAGCAGGCUCAGCAGCCCGAGCCCCAGCACCACGUGCUGAGAGUACUGGUGCAGCUGGGCAAGGACCUGAAGGAUUGCUACAGCUCUAGGAAGCUGCUUUACUGGUCCCUGUGGUGGGCUUUGGCUACGGCAGGCUUUAACCAAGUUGUGAACUACAUCCAAGUGCUCUGGGACUUCCGAGCCCCAUCUCACAGCUCUGCAGUGUACAAUGGAGCUGUUGAAGCAGUGGCAACAUUUCUGAGCUCUGUAGCAUCUUUCAUGGUAGCAUAUAUGAAAAUGAACUGGGACCUAUUUGGAGAACUGGCAUUAGGAAUCUUCUCCAUAAUGGAUGCUGUUUCUUUAUUUCUCAUGCACUUUACCACCAAUAUCUGGGUGUGCUAUGCCAGCUACCUAAUUUUCAAGGCGAGCUAUAUGCUCCUUAUAACAAUAGCAACGUUCCAGAUCGCAGUCAACCUGAGCAUGGAGCGUUAUGCUUUGAUGUUUGGGCUGAAUAACUUCAUUGCACUGGUGAUUCAGACCAUCCUUACAGUAGUUGCUGUGGACUCAAGAGGCCUGGGACUGGACAUCGUGACUCAGUUUUUAAUUUAUGGCAGCUACUUUUCAGUCAUAGCUGGGAUUUUCUUGAUCAGAAGCAUUUGCAUGCUUGUCUCAAGAAAGCGCAACAGGAAAACAGUGAGAUUUUGGGAAGUGCCUCAGAACCCCACUGAACAUGAAUCAAAAGAGCAGACUGUAACUGGCUGUGCGACACGGCUGUAAGAGUUGGGCAGACCGCUCACGUGGCCAGCCCUCGUGAGAGAAGAGCUCCUGCUGCAGCAUACAGGGAACCACUGUGCAAGAGGAACUUACAACGCAGCCCCGAAAAGCUACGCUGAAUCAUUGCAGCACUUCCUUGCAACGUAUGCCAGCUAAGAUCAACAUAAUGGCACUGUACCAAGAAUAAAAGAUAAGUUACUUUAGAAUCUUAUUUACUUUCCUAUAAAUAGCUUGAUAGCAGUAGUUUAGACAUAAAAAAAAAAAGCACAGUAACCACCUUGGCGUUAUGCUGUGCACAGUUGGAAAGAUCGGAGUUCGCUCUGCUUCCUUGUCUAAUUCUUGCAACCAGUGUUGCCAAGCUGCUUCCAUGCGCACUUGCUCGUGAGUGCACAUGAGCCUAUUCUCUACUUCUGCCCUUUGCAUGUACCUUACUCUGAGCUGAGGAGGAAGAUAUUGCAUCAUUAUACUCUCUCCUACCCAAAGACAGGCAUUCAGUGGUAGAUGACUCCCUUCUAAUUCAAAAGCCCACCACAGAAGCAGGCGUUGUGCACACAAAAGCUCAAAGGCAGUUUGCACAACCUUCAAAACUCUGCAAUGCCACAGUUACUGUAUUAUCCUUGUCUGAAAGCAGCAACCUAAGCGGUGCACUGAAUUCACAGCGAUCUCAGCAUGGAAGGGUAAAAAAAAUUUGGAUUCAAAUCUCCACAGACCACUGAAGGUUGGCCGUGUCCCUUUGACUUCCACACUUAAGAUAUUUAUAAACAUUAAUAAGAUCC